GCGCUGCGGGCUCACAAAGCGGCCGGACGCGCGGCGGCGGGUGGCGGGAGCGCAGGGGAGCGGGCCGGCGGAUCAGCCUUCUCUGCAACCGCGCCACAAGAGCUCGAGCAGCUCGGACGCGGGCACCCGGGCCGGCCCCCAAGAUGCCAGCGAUCGCGGUGCUCGCGGCGGCCGCCGCGGCGUGGUGCUUCCUCCAGGUCGAGAGCCGGCACCUGGACGCACUCGCCGGAGGCGCGGGCCCCAACAACGGCAAUUUCCUAGACAAUGACCAGUGGCUGAGCACCGUCUCCCAGUACGACCGGGACAAGUACUGGAACCGCUUUCGCGACGAUGAUUAUUUCAGAAACUGGAAUCCCAACAAGCCCUUUGACCAAGCCCUGGACCCAUCCAAAGACCCCUGCCUGAAGGUAAAGUGCAGCCCUCACAAAGUGUGCGUGACCCAGGACUACCAGACGGCCCUGUGUGUCAGCCGCAAGCACCUGCUCCCCAGGCAAAAGAAGGGGAACGUGGCCCACAAACACUGGGUUGGACCUUCGAAUCUGGUCAAGUGCAAGCCCUGCCCUGUGGCACAGUUGGCCAUGGUCUGCGGCUCCGACGGUCACACCUAUACAUCCAAGUGCAAGUUGGAGUUCCACGCCUGUUCUACUGGCAAAAGCCUCACCACCCUCUGUGAUGGGCCCUGUCCAUGCCUCCCAGAGCCCGAACCUCCAAAACACAAGGCAGAGAAGAAUGCCUGCACAGACAAGGAGUUGAGGAACCUGGCUUCCCGGCUGAAAGACUGGUUUGGAGCCCUUCAUGAGGAUGCAAACAGGGUCAUCAAACCCACCAGCUCCGACACAGCCCAAGGCAGGUUUGACACCAGCAUCCUGCCCAUCUGCAAGGACUCCCUGGGCUGGAUGUUCAACAAGUUGGACAUGAACUACGACCUGCUGCUUGACCACUCAGAGAUCAAUGCCAUCUACCUGGAUAAAUACGAGCCCUGUAUCAAGCCUCUCUUCAACUCUUGCGACUCCUUCAAGGAUGGCAAGCUCUCUAACAAUGAGUGGUGCUAUUGCUUCCAGAAGCCUGGAGGUCUCCCUUGCCAGAAUGAAAUGAACAGGAUUCAGAAGCUGAGCAAGGGGAAAAGCCUGUUGGGAGCAUUCAUACCCCGGUGUAAUGAGGAGGGCUAUUACAAAGCCACGCAGUGCCACGGUAGCACGGGGCAGUGCUGGUGUGUGGAUAAAUAUGGGAACGAGCUGGCCGGCUCCAGGAAACAGGGCGCUGUGAGCUGCGAAGAGGAGCAGGAAACCUCAGGAGAUUUUGGCAGUGGCGGCUCCGUGGUCCUGCUCGAUGACCUAGAGGAUGAACGGGAGCUGGGACCAAAGGACAGAUUGGGGAAGCUGAGGGUGCAUGCCCGGGCAGUGACGGAGGAUGAUGAAGAUGAGGAUGACGACAAAGAGGAUGAAGUCGGGUACAUAUGGUAGUCCCCAUAAGGAGGAGGACACAAGGUUUGCACAAAAUUGCAAGUCACUUCCUGUUCCCGCAUUUGUAUCUAAGACUCCACGGCACCAAGGUCUCUUCUCCAUUGUUGCUCUCUAUACCCAACCUAAGGUUUGGAAGACAACUCUUUGUUCCCAGAGCAUUCUGAUUUUGCAUAUGGUUGUGUGGGAAGAAGGAUGUUGUGUUUUGUUUUGUUUUUUAGACAGGGGACUAGCUGGCUGAAUUAGAGCCUCCUUCUCUCCUAAGAGGUUUUUGCAAUGAGCAUGUGAUUUAUGUGGGAUUCUGACAGCGCAGGGAGCCCCCGCCCUCUAAAUGUCUAAGGCCCUUUUGAUCACCCACAAGGUGGUUAUUACAGCAUGGUUCCCAGCCUUACAGUGUCUAAGUGCUUUUCUUGUGUCCUGUAGAUGUUGUGGAAAACACACCACGCUGUACCUUUUCUCCCCUGCCCCCAGCACCCCUGGUGUUUAUUAUUAAAAGUUAGUUUUUCACAUCACUAUAUCUGGCUUCCUACAAACAGCAGCCUUAAUUCAGUCAAGCACCCCUUUGGGGAAUUGAUUUUCUUUAUUAAAAAUAUUGUGUCUGGAUGUUUCUCUCUGUACUUGCAUAAAUAUGUAUGUGCAGAAGAGACUGUGUGUGUAUAUGCCUUGCACACACACAAGUACACACACCUCUCAGAAAAAGUAGGUAUCUAUUAAAAACUCAUUUGGAAAACAAUUACAAAUUUGGCAGCUUGUCCAGACCUGGAUCACAAUUUCUGGAAUAGGAAAUUUGUAUCGAAGUCCUUUCUUGCACUAACAGUUGGCACUUGUAGCCUGUAGGCUGAGGAGGUUUCUUCUCUGUGCAUCAGCAGAGUUACUGGAAGCCUCUUUGAUUUGAAUAAGCCUCUCUCUGCCUAAAUUGCUUUUCUCACAGAAGCCAUGCAACUCCCACGUGGGCAGCUUCACAAGCCAUCUCUUUCAUUUCAGCUCAAAGCCCCCCUCAGUCUGCAGCGGUUCUGUCUGCCGCAGUUUCCUCCCUUCCCUACCUACUCAAGGGCUUUUUCUAAGGCAUGUUCGCACACCCCCUGCUCUCUGAGAA
Molecule: messenger RNA, 2556 nt
Organism: Ceratotherium simum simum (southern white rhinoceros)
Lineage: Eukaryota; Metazoa; Chordata; Mammalia; Perissodactyla; Rhinocerotidae
Gene: SPOCK1
Product: SPARC (osteonectin), cwcv and kazal like domains proteoglycan 1
Biological process (GO): anatomical structure development
Molecular function (GO): protein binding; extracellular matrix binding; collagen binding
Source: RefSeq, a predicted model, not a curated record